This is a messenger RNA of Glycine soja, 1529 nucleotides long. RefSeq lists its product as uncharacterized. The record is from RefSeq and is a predicted model, not a curated record. The transcript is spliced from 2 exons. NCBI's taxonomy places the organism in Eukaryota, Viridiplantae, Streptophyta, Magnoliopsida, Fabales, Fabaceae. Gene Ontology annotation, molecular function: S-adenosylmethionine-dependent methyltransferase activity. Bases 387 to 1271 code for a protein of 294 amino acids.
ACAUUAAUAAUCAUCUCCUUGAACACAAUUUCUCCUCCAACAAAUCUCUCUGUUCUCAUUUACUCUCUCAAAAUUCGUGCACGCUAGUCACCGAGCGUGAUUCAGCUUUUUCCCUUCUGUUUCUUCGCUUUCUCUGACAAUCAUAACGGAAAAUGAGAAAUCAAAGCGCGUUUCUAUGAACCCAAAUGACAUCACAAUCACCGGCAUCACACUGUUUAAUGCAGUACCACGAUUCUCCGCACCCUAAGCAUUAACGUCAAAUAUAAAAUAAAGCUGCACAAGCACAAAACCUUCCACUUCGUAUUCCCCAAAACCGUAACUGUACGCGAUACACUCCUAGAAAUCUGUCUCUUUUUCGGGUCUAAAUCAAAAUUUGAUCAAAGAGAAUGGGAAAAACAUCAAGCAGAGAGUGGACACGGAUCUACCUCAUCUACGGAAUGGAUCAGUGGCAAACCUUCGUCUUCCUUCUAUGUCAAGCGGUUCUCUUCUCAGUUCUCUCAAUACUUUACCUUCUCUACUUCAAUGACAUCUCUCACACUUUCCAAAGCCUUCUCUCCAUCGCCUCCGUGCCCUGCAGCGCCGCCCGCUUCGCCGCCGGGUUUAUGGGCUCCGUCACGGCGCUCUCCGCGCUGUGCCUCUUCUACGCGGCGGCGAAUUUCUUCUACUCGGCAGUGCCGCUCCAUUCUGAGAUGGCACAGCACAUCGUGGACACAGUCAAUGACUGGCCGACGGUGCGACAGGUGCUCGAUCUCGGCUGCUGCGGUCGCGGCAUUCUGCUGAAUGCCGUGGCCGCCCGUCUUAAAAAGGAAGGAAGUUCGGGUCGGGUGAUCGGGUUAAGCGGCCAGAACAAGACAGAAUUAGCGGCCACGCUUCGGGCUGCUAAGGUGGAGGGUGUGGAGGAAUACGUAACGUGCCGGACAGGUGAUGCCACGACGUUGCCGUUUUUAGACGACAGCUUCGAUGCUGUUGUGUCCGGUACGUUCGUGCACACCGUGGGAUGGGGGCACGCUGCCGAUGUGGCGGCAGCGGAGAGGGGGAGGGUGGUGGCGGAGGUGGUGAGGGUGUUGAAGGAGGGUGGGGUUGGGGUUGUGUGGGACCUUGUGCACGUGCCAGAGUACGUGCGACGGUUACAAGAGAUGAAGAUGGAAGACAUUAGAAUGAGCGAGCGUGUGACGGCGUUCAUGGUUAGCAGCCACGUCGUGUCCUUCAGGAAGCCCACUCACCACGUGCAUGGCCCACCAGAGGUCAGGUUGGAUUGGAGAUUCUGCUGACGUGGAUUUUUUACAAACAGAUUAUUACAGUAUCUAUAGAGAGUGAUACAUACUAAACCAUUUUGUACUUUUGUCUAAAUGUUUUUCAUUUUUUUUGUUUUGACUAUGAUGUUAUGAAGAAAAACAGUGCUUGGCUGGGAGGCAAAGUCGAACCAUGCAAAUUGCAAAUGAGUGAAGUUAGCUAUAGUUUAUUGUAUAUGUUGUUUAAUACGUGUAUUUGUUUUUUUUAAUAAGCCACAAGUUGAGUUAAUACGCGUA